Molecule: messenger RNA, 561 nt
Organism: Staurois parvus
Lineage: Eukaryota; Metazoa; Chordata; Amphibia; Anura; Ranidae
Source: the annotation of a GenBank genome assembly
CAAUAUUAUGAUCUGCUACAUCUCUUCGAAUAUGGUGGAUUUCCCCUAGAAAGCAACUACUUGUUUCUCAGAGAUUAUCUGGAUCAAGGGAAACAGUCCUUGAAAACUAUUUGUCUAUUUCUGACAUACAAAAUAAAGUAUACAAAGAAUUUCUUUCUUCUUCGAGGAAAUCAUGAGUGUGCUAGCAUUAACAGAAUCUAUGGCUUUUAUGAUGAAUGUAAAAGAAGGCAUAACAUUAAAUUAUGGAAAACCUUUACAGACUGCUUCAAUUGCUUGCCAAUAACUGCCAUAGUAGAUGAGAAGAUUUUUUGCUGUCAUGGAGGUUUAUCACCUGACCUUCAAUCAAUGGAACAAAUCAGGAAAAUUAUGUGUCCUACUGAUAUUCCAAACCAGGGUCUUCUCUGUGACUGGUUUUGGUCUGACCCUGACGUGUUAGGCUGGGGUGAAAAUGACUGGGGUGUAUCGUUUACUUUUGGGACAGAAGUUGUGGCAAAGUUCCUUCACAAACAUGAUCUGGAUCUCAUUUGUCGAGCUCAUCAGGUAGUUGAAGAGAGAAUAUGA